This is a messenger RNA of Poeciliopsis prolifica (blackstripe livebearer), 3129 nucleotides long. RefSeq names its product leucine rich repeat containing 59 (gene lrrc59). The record is from RefSeq and is a predicted model, not a curated record. Lineage: Eukaryota; Metazoa; Chordata; Actinopteri; Cyprinodontiformes; Poeciliidae. The transcript is spliced from 10 exons. Bases 1288 to 2256 code for a protein of 322 amino acids. Gene Ontology annotation, molecular function: protein binding.
GCAUGCGCACAACCGGAACCUGUAACUGAAAGGGCUGCGGCACUUCCUGUUUUGGUGACUGUAAUUCAAGUACUCUGAAAAUGGCUCUCCUCCUCCGGUCCUUUUCAUAGUCCUUACUUAAUUUGCCAGCUCUUUCUUUCGCUGAUGCGGCGGAACUCGCAGCGGCUAAUUCAUCCACCAACAAACGUAUGAAAGGAUACAAGUUCUUCCACGAAAAAUAUAUCCACCGCUAUCAAGAUAUCACUGGGUGUUGGAAAAGAAAAGGCUGAAUUACUGGAUCAUUCCUGUAGCUGUGCAGCUGGUAAAGGUUUUAGCAAUCAUGUAGUUGCACUUCUUUACCAGACUGCACACUACUCCCAACUCCAGCUGCCAACUGUUCCUCCUGCACUGGCCUGCACAAGUGAUUUACAAAGAUGGCACAGACCAAGAACACAGGGGAAACAUCCUGAACCUGCCAGCAACAUGGUGGUGUAGAAGCCCAAAACUAUGGGGAAAAGAUAUCUGCACUCCACACUUUACAGAGCUUACACAGGACCACUUCCAGAACCCGACAUUCUGGCAUCAGGAGAAAAUCUACGCCAGCUGGAGUCCAAACCACUUAUCGCUCUUGUCCUAGAUGGUCUUUCACAUUUGGUGCUGGUUCCAUCCAAAUUUGGGCCUGUGCCACAGGGCUCACCAAUGUCUUAUCAGUGCCCACCUGAAAAGUCCUCUGGUAGCAUCAUUCUGCACCACAUGACUCCAGACUUCCCUUCUCUUCCUUUGAUGCUGCAUGGUCUUCCAAAUAUGUGCUUUGUGCCCACACUUGGUCAACUUAUGCAUCUUCAUUCUCUGCAAGUGUCACUGGAAAUGUCUUAUGAAAUAGAAGCCAGAACAAGACAGCAACCCAACAUCUGCUUUAAAAAAAGGUCUAUUUGUGCCACUACAUCGUUAUCUGCUGUGUCCUCCUCUACGGUAGAGGGCGCUGUCUCGUUAGCGUCGCCACGUUGCUCAACCAAUGACGUGGAUUUUCAUUGAGAGGCAGUCAGAGCUCGAAAUACGUAACUCUAACAGAGAUUAUUCUUCGUUUGGUUCAUAUUUACACCCCGAAACGCUCGAUUUCUGUCUCUUUCUUGCCAUUAUUGGACCUAGUUCUGCUCCGGCUGUUGCCCCAGGCGAACAGUGACGUAAAACGUCUAGAUUUACCGUGUUUCCUGUUGUCUGCUGAUCAGGAGUGUGUGCAGUAAAGCAGCUAUACUCGGUUCUGAAUCUGGUGAGCUCUGGUGCUGUUUUCCCCCUCCAGACUGCAGGAUGAGUAAACCCAGAGUUUUAAACCUGAAGGAUAAAAUCAGCGGGAACGAGGCGGACCUGAGCCUGAGCAACCUCAGUGAAGUGCCAGUCAGAGAGCUCUCUUUAUAUCCUAAAGCCACCGUCGUGGACCUUUCUUGCAACAACAUCAUCUCCCUUCCUCCAGAGUUUUGCAGCCUCAUCCAUUUAGUGAAGCUUGACCUGAGUAAAAACCAGCUUACCUGUUUGCCAGAUGACCUGGGGAACCUGGUGAACCUGCAACACCUGGACCUUUACAACAACAAGCUGAUGGUCCUGCCUGUCAGCUUCUCUCAGCUGAGGAGUCUGAAGUGGCUCGAUCUGAAGGAUAAUCCUCUGGAGCCCGGUUUGGCCAAAGCGGCAGGAGACUGUCUGGAUGAGAAGCAGUGCAAACAGUGUGCCUCUAAGGUCCUCCAGCACAUGAGAGCCAUUCAGGAAGAGUAUGAUCGUGCACGAGAGAAACGCCUGUUGAAAGAAAAAGAGCUGGAGAGGAAGAAGGAAGCGAAGCAGAAAGAGCGGGAGGCCAGAGAAAGGGAAGCUCGCAAACGGGAGAAAGCGGAGGAGAAGGAGAGGAGGAGGAAGGAGUACAACGCUCAGAUGGCGGCUCUGGCUGUGCGGGAGCAACAGAAGAAGAAGGGCGAGGAGAAGAAGAAAAAGAACGGGCAAGCAGCAAAUAAAAAGGUCGAUGUGAAGCCAGCAGCUAAAUCACAGCGUUCUCUCAUCGGCUGGAUUUUUAAGCUCCUCCUCCUGCUGAUGCUGGGGGUAGCCGGAGUUGCUGCCGCAUGUCGGCUGACCGACCUGCAGAGGGAAGAGGUCUGCGUGCCGAUCAACGCGGCAGUGGACGACUGUUUAUCCUGGGCCAAAGUGCAGGAGGGCGUGGCCAGACAACUGCUACGCAAUCUGUCUUCUGCUGCUAAGGACCUUCUGGAGUCCACACAAACAUCGAAGAACUAAACCCUGCCAUCAGAGAUGAGAGCUGCAGGCUUUUCCUGGUGUCCCCGGGAUGUUUUUUUUAACAUGUAGAAACCAUCGCUCCUGUUUGCGAUGCCGGGAUGUGGAAGGCCUGCACAGAGACUUAUUCCUAUGGAAUUACUGUCAAAAUCUUACUAUGGCCUGUUUUCUUCUUGCAUCAGCUAAAUAUCUCCCUGCGGACGGCGUUUUGCACUUUACAUUAAUUGAAGCGCGGGCUGCCCUUGAGCUGUUCAGCUAAAUGUGAAGCGGACGGGUCGGUGCUGCUCGGGAGUGUCGUCAGAGGUGUGCGCGUGCCAAAGCUUGUCGCUGUCGGCGCAUGUGCAGUGCCUUCUCCAUCUAGGUCGCUGUUUACCUCGCAGGUAAACGCUGUAAAUGCUUGCAGCUGGUCAUCCGAGUCACUUUUGCUACAUGACAAAUAAAAAAACAGGCACAUUUUUGCCAAAGACGCAAGAAAGUGAGUGUUCAUGUUAUUUCUGAGGAGCAAACUGCUGUUUUCACUAGAGCUUAAAGAUUACCUGUCCUAAUUUAACAUGGAGUCAUAUUGAAAAUGUAACAGUUAAAACAUUUCAGACAGAUUAAAAGCUAAAGACUUUCAGUUUUAAGAUGUUUCUGCAGCCAAUACAUUUGUCUGUGUAAAAAUUUGUAUUUACGUCACAAUUUCAGAUCUGAAUGAGAGAACAUAUUUUUUUAUUGAUUUGGGAGGGACAGUGCAUAUUAGCAAUUCUCAAACGCCACAAUUAGCAAACGAUCUAUUUUUAUUCUGUUGUCCCUGGACAAUGAGUAAUUUAUGUUGCUAAAAAUAAAAUAAAAACUUUAAUAUUUGCAUUAUGCCAGUUUCUAAACUCUUCCAGCAAA